Molecule: messenger RNA, 831 nt
Organism: Lachancea fermentati
Lineage: Eukaryota; Fungi; Ascomycota; Saccharomycetes; Saccharomycetales; Saccharomycetaceae
Source: the annotation of a GenBank genome assembly
AUGAAGCGGUAUUUCUCGGCGAGCGCGACUUCGCAAUUCUUGAGCAGGUUCCAAAAACAUUUAGCAAACACGGCUCCUAAGGAACAUGUGGUGAAGACGCUGGUGAAGCCCGUGGGGUUGGAAAGAGCGCCAACUGCUGCUGUGAAGUACCACGAGGGGAACUCUUUUCGAGAGAUGUUCGACAACGCCAAGACAAGCAAGCGCACGGAGGAGCUGGAAUUGGAGUUUAGCAAGAGUGGGUUUUACGAUGUCUACACGUUCCGGAAGACCAAAGGGAAGCUGUUCCUGUCGCCAGCGUCGUAUUGGAGAAAAGACAAAGCGCUAUACUUUCCGCAUCUGCACGGACGCAGUCUGAGCGACAGCUCGACGCAGAACGUGGAGGAUUGUAUGCGAGGCAAGAUCUCGGUGGUUCGCAUGUUCACGAGCGAGGUGGGCGACGAGUUGGUCAAGUCGUAUUUCCGACAGGGCGAAGAGGACUAUCUAAGAGACGAAGCGAAACUCAACACGGCAGGCGACCCAGUGCACACCCAGAUUGUCGAGGUCAACCUGGUGGAAAACUUUAUGAAGUCGCUGAUCGUGAAGAUGUCGCUGGGCAAGAUACGUAAGAGCGUUCCGGAGGCACGUCAUAGUCGGUAUUUCGUGUGUGAGCGUGACCAACUGCCGUUCCUGGUUCGUGAAGAACUGCAAAUGAACAACCUGUAUACGGGCUACGUAGUGGUGGUGGACCCGGACCUGAGGAUCCGGUGGAUGGGCUGUGGAGGCGCGGACCAGCGGGAGUUCAACCUUCUGUGGAAGUGCGUGAGAGGGCUGCAGCGCGAACAGACGCAAUGA